Messenger RNA from Lactuca virosa, 1809 nucleotides. NCBI's taxonomy places the organism in Eukaryota, Viridiplantae, Streptophyta, Magnoliopsida, Asterales, Asteraceae. The record is from the annotation of a GenBank genome assembly.
AUGGCCGUUGUGGUUAUGUUGCUUGUAUUAUUGUUGAUCGAGCCAGGAAUUUCACAGUUUAAUAGCGAUGAAAAUAUUGGCAACACACCCAUCAGAUCGUUCUGCGGUAUUAAUGCUCCGAGUUUAAGUGAUGGUGACCCAGUUUUUGGAGACGCCCACUGCAGGCGUUACCUCUCCACAGCUCAGUGUGUUGCCUGUUUUGAUUCUGGCGUGUCUGAACUCCUCCCCUGCACCACUGUCAAUGCUGCUUAUGUUUUUUCGGAUAACUGCUUUCUCAGGUAUGAGGACUACCCUGAUUAUUACGAUAACCCAUAUGUCGCCGCCGAUCAGGUCACCAUCCUUCCACUUCAAAUAUGCGGGAAUCAAUCAGCAUCUGUAACAUCAACUUUUAGUCAAGAUGUAGAUGCGUUAUUAUCAGAUAUUAGAGUUGCUACUCCGAAAGCCCCUAAUUGGUAUGUCGCAUCCACAAGGCAAGUCUCAAGUGAAAAUACAACAGUUUAUGCGAUUGCACAGUGUGUUGAAAAUACAAGCCAGGCCAUUUGUCAAAAUUGCUUGAAUACAGCAUAUAGUAAUCUAUAUAGCUGUCUUCCUAAUAGAGAAGGAAGGUUUGCUGACACGGGGUGUUUUGCACGAUAUUCAGAUACUCCAUUUUUCAGUGAUAAUCAAACAAUAGAUAUCACAAAUUUCUUAAAAGGGAAUUCAAGUAAGGUACCCGUAAUUGUUGGAUCACUUGGUGGUGUUGUCUGUUUCCUUCUUCUUGCUUCUGGGUUAUUUUAUUGUCGAUGGAAGAAGUUGAAGAAAAAUAAAGAAGAUGCACCAGAAUUAAAGGGGGCAGUUAACUACAAUUAUAAACAUCUACAGUUGGCAACCAAUAAUUUCAGUGAAGAGAAUAGUAUUGGAAGAGGGGGAUUUGGUGAAGUAUUCAAGGCAAUUCAUGAUAAUAAUCAAGUUUUGGCAGUAAAGAAACUUGAAGUUGGUGGUGCUAAAGCAAAAGUAGAAUUUGAAAAUGAAGUCUUGCUUAUAAGCCAAAUCCAUCAUCGAAAUCUUCUUCGUCUCCUAGGAUGGUCCAGUGAAGGAUCAAAUCUACUACUUGUCCUUGAAUACAUGCCGAAUGGCAGCCUUGACAGCUUCCUAUGGGGUUCAAAAAGGGGGUCACUAAACUGGAAACAACGAUUUGACAUUAUCUUAGGAAUAGCUAGGGAUUUUGGGUUGGCAAAGUUUCAACCGGAAGAUCAAAGUCAUGUUGUCACAGAGUUUGCAGGGACAUUGGGCUACGCAGCACCAGAAUAUGCACGUCAUGGUCUUUUAUCAGAUAAAGUUGACACAUUCAGCCUUGGUAUCGUGAUGCUUGAAAUUAUAAGUUGUCGACGGUGUACUGACAUAAAUGUUGAUGGACCAUCUACUGAUUACCUCAUUGAACAUUCAUGGAAGUUGUUUGAGAAUAAAGAGCAUAUGAGGUUAGUUGAUAAGACAUUGGAUUUGAAACAAUGUGAAGAAGAACAUGUGAUGAAGAUUAUUGAGAUUGCUUUGUUAUGCACCCACUCACCAGCUUCUAAUAGACCCACCAUGUGUGACGUUGUAUUGAUGCUUCAAGAUGGACAAUCAUUGGGGGAAAGACAGUUGACCAGACCUACUUACAUUGAUAACAAUAGGAGGAUUCAUAUAGGCUCUUCUAAGAAUCCUAUUUUCACUGGUAGUCUUUCUCAAAAGCCAAAGGAAUUAGAGGCAAAUGAACAGCUACACAUUAAGAAAGAAGAUGACCUGUUAGAUGUAAUGGAGAAGGGGAUAAAUGUCACAAAGAGUUGUUAA